AUGCAAGACAACAGAGAAGCGACGGCGAGUACAGAAGAACAGGAAGAAGGAGCAGAAGGAGAAGAAAAUGAUUCAAUGGACUUUCCUGAGGAGGAGAGCGACCAGUGUGAAUCUCUUUUCGACUAUGUUUCGCUAAAAGGCGGAGCUUACCGAGACUUAACUCAUGAAGAAGUGAUACGCAUGCGAGAGGCUUACCAACAGAAACUCCUUUUAGAUAGACGCGUGCGCUGGCUCAAGGCCAGAGCCCUCCCAGACCCCGAAAGAGAAGCAGCAGCAAUAAUCAAACAGCACAGCAACCCUCAAACAGAAGACUCCCUUGUCAAGUCGUUGGGUAUGGAUGACGGUGUGAGGGCAGCGCGGCGCAUAGUUCGAAUGGAAGCAGAUGCAGAGCGCCAAGAGCUGGCAUCUCGCAUAAGAGCAAAGAUACGUGAGGAGAAACUUGCAAAUGCAAAGCUCAUGAAGGCUGCAUUGCCAAAUGUUCAAGGCCAGAUCAUAGACCCCAUAAAGUUCCACGUUGCCCGCAGAACCGUCCGCCAAGCUCGACUCUUGCAGUCGCAGUUAGAAGAGUUCCUCACUUGGAACUCUGCGGAGGUUCUCUACGGCCUCCUGGGUGGAGCUUCAGUUUCGAUCCACCAUGUGGAACAGCAGACGACCAGGUGA
Eimeria acervulina is the source of this 660-nucleotide messenger RNA. Its product is annotated as Chromosome I, complete genome, related. Lineage: Eukaryota; Apicomplexa; Conoidasida; Eucoccidiorida; Eimeriidae. The coding region runs from base 1 to 660 and encodes 219 amino acids. The transcript has 3 exons. The record is from RefSeq and is a predicted model, not a curated record.